CACAUUGUUUAUUUUAUUUCAUACUAUCAGUCUUGAUGGCAAUAAAGUCUUAGAUUUUAUUUGUUUAUUCUUGUUUAGUUUGGGCACAGUCAAAAUAGAAAUCAUUCCUCAAUAGAUAGUUGAUCGUCUAAUUGCAAACGAGUAUCACGAUGGCCGACAGUUCCGACGAAGAUUUUUCAAAUGGAUGGAUUCCGUAUGCAAGGCGACCUGAAUGGAAAGAUGUAACACCACUUGAACAAGACGACGGAGAGAAUCCAGUUGUUGUCAUUGCCUACAGUGAUCGAUUCAAAGAUGUAUACAACUAUUUUCGCGCAAUUAUCGCCAGCGGAGAGAAAUCGCUACGUGCAUUAUAUCUCACUGAUGAUGCACUAAAGUUGAAUGCAUCCAACUAUACCGUCUGGCAAUACAGACGUGACAUUCUACGUGCAUUGGACACUGAUUUGUCCGAAGAGCUUGAAUACACCGAAGAAAUAAUUUGUCGAAAUCCAAAAAGUUACCAAGUAUGGCAUCACCGUCGUGUCAUCGUUGAAUGGCUGAACGACGGUUCGAAAGAACUCGAACUGACCGAACAAGUUUUGAACAUGGACGCCAAGAAUUAUCAUGCUUGGCAACAUCGCCAAUGGGCCAUUAAACAAUUCAAUCUCUUCGAUAAUGAACUAGUUUUUGUGGACAAACUGAUUGGCGCCGAUCUGAGAAAUAAUUCUGCAUGGAAUCAACGGUAUUUUGUAUUGAACCAUGAAGGAUUUACACCCGAAGUCAUCGAAGUCGAGCUAAAUUAUGUCAUGAAUCGAAUUCGACUUGUGAAAAAUAACGAAAGCACAUGGAAUUACCUACGUGGUCUACUCCAACAUGGCACCGGAAAAUUGGAUCAAUAUCCAGAUGUUGUCGAUUUCUGUGAAGAAUUGUAUGCGUCUGGUGUUAAAUCGCCGUUCCUGUUGGCAUUUUUGGUUGAUUUGUACCAAGAGAAGCGACUUGAUUGGGACGAAAGUACCAGCGAAGACGAUCCAAAGCAACUCGAAGACCGUGUUAAUGAAUUGUGCAAUCAAUUGAUAUCGACACAUGAUACAAUUCGUGCCAAAUAUUGGGAAUAUAUUUUGAAUAAAUUUAAAAUCAAGCUAUCACGCAGUGGAACAGACCCAGAAUCGAAUACAAAUCAAAGCUAAAGAUAAUUCAAGUCAUUUUCUUUUAUAUAUUGUAAACACACAGCGAUAGUUGAAAAUAAAAUCUGUUUUUAUCACUCACACCAA
This is a messenger RNA of Contarinia nasturtii (swede midge), 1247 nucleotides long. RefSeq names its product protein farnesyltransferase/geranylgeranyltransferase type-1 subunit alpha (gene Fnta). Gene Ontology annotation, molecular function: protein farnesyltransferase activity; CAAX-protein geranylgeranyltransferase activity. The record is from RefSeq and is a predicted model, not a curated record. Gene Ontology annotation, biological process: protein farnesylation; protein geranylgeranylation. NCBI's taxonomy places the organism in Eukaryota, Metazoa, Arthropoda, Insecta, Diptera, Cecidomyiidae. Gene Ontology annotation, cellular component: cytoplasm; CAAX-protein geranylgeranyltransferase complex; protein farnesyltransferase complex. The coding region runs from base 150 to 1163 and encodes 337 amino acids. The transcript has 5 exons.